Messenger RNA from Dentiscutata heterogama, 406 nucleotides. NCBI's taxonomy places the organism in Eukaryota, Fungi, Glomeromycota, Glomeromycetes, Diversisporales, Gigasporaceae. The record is from the annotation of a GenBank genome assembly.
UUGUUCAUCAUCAGAUGUCAGGAAAUAAAAAUAUAUUUAUGAUGUUAGGAGAACACCUUGACAAUUCUCUUGUACCAUAUAUUCGAAUGAUUGAUGAAUGGAUUUGUACAGGAAAAUUAAAUGACCCAGAAAAUGAAUUCUUUCUUGUAAGAUCUCAAAACGUAGAGAAUAUGUCGUCACAGUAUUGGCAAGAAAUGUAUAAAAUUCGGGAGACUCGUGCUAUGAUUGAUAAUGUUGAAUCUGUUCAGCUACUAUCGCCACCUUUUUUGGAACCUUUAAUAGGUCGCAUUUUAUUUUGUGGGAAAGCACAAAAUUUACUAAUGUCUUUAAAAACAAAAAAGGUAAAAAUUGGAGAACACAUUCCGUUUAUACAGCAUAAUCCCGAGGAAUUUGUUCUCGACAUAGA